Molecule: messenger RNA, 1483 nt
Organism: Onthophagus taurus
Lineage: Eukaryota; Metazoa; Arthropoda; Insecta; Coleoptera; Scarabaeidae
Source: RefSeq, a predicted model, not a curated record
AUGGACCAACAAGAAACAACUGAGAGCGAUUCACUUCCUAAUUAUAGUCUUUUGCGAAACGAUCGUCUGUUUUUGCGGGGUGGGGGAGUGGCUUUAUUUAUCAGGGAUAGCCUGAGUGCUACGAUUGUCGAAUCCUCCGAUGGGUCAGUUCAGGGGGCUGAAUUUAUGCUUGUGGAACUGAAAAGUUCCUACAACAAGUUAUUACUUGGCGUUUUUUACUGUCCUCCUCUUGUUAACUACUUUGAUCAAUUGAACACUAUUCUUCUGAUGGGAGAUUUCAAUACUUGUUUGCUAAAAAAUGACUUACGGAGUGACAAACUUCGCUUCAUUGCUUCCUCAUUAAAUUUGACCAUCCUGCCCUCACAACCAACUCAUCAUCUUCCAACUUCGCAUUCGCUUCUGGAUCUUACUAUUACGACUCGUCCGAGCAGCAUACUUAUGCAUGGUCAGCUCCCUGCUCCUCAAUUUUCCAAUCACGAUCUAAUUUACUGUGCAGUGCAGAUACGACAACAUAUUUUCUCGCAACGCAUUAUUUCCGUUCGUGAUCUGGGUCGUAUUGAUAACGAUUUGCUGUUGUCUGAUGCGCAGAGGAUCGAUUGGCUCCCGCUUUAUCGAAUGGCCGAUAUUGAUGGCAAGGUUGACUACUUCAAUUCUAAACUUAUCAAUCUCUAUGACAAGCAUGCCCCACUCAGACGACGCAGGGUGAGACAUCCGCCCGCACCCUGGUUAAGUGAUGAGAUAAGAUCACUGAUGAGGGAGCGUAAUCGUGCAAAGCUAUUACUUAAACGUAUUCCAAAUACUAUUAAUCGUGAAAACUAUAGGAUCUUGCGUAACCGUUGCAAUCACCAAUGUAGAAAUGCCAAAAAAAUGUAUUUCUACCGGAGACUAUCCAAUGCUAAUCCGAGGACGUUUUGGAAGUUGAUGCGUUCCUUAGGGGCGGUUGAGUCUCCCUCUGUUCGGGCUGCUUGUGAUGUGGAUUCAUUGGCGAGGUUUUUUGCUGACCCACCUCUGCUCAUUAGUGGUGGGACUAGGAUGACAACUAUUUCUGAAAUUCUUGCCUCAUCUAAAUCCUCCUCUUUCUCCUUUGUCCUGGUCACAGCGUCAGAAGUCCGCGAUGCCUUGAAUCACUCGAGGUCUACGAGUGUGGGAGCUGAUGGAGUUGGUCUCAAACUUCUUCUUCCUAUAUUGGAUAUUGUUCUUACUCCUAUUACCCACAUUUUUAACUUCUCCAUUGAACGAUCCUCAUUCCCUUCAAUCUGGAAGGUUGCUCAUGUUGUCCCUAUACCUAAAUCCAAGAGUCCCUCAAGUUUAAAUGAUUUUCGCCCUAUCUCCAUUUUAUCUGUUCUAUCUAAAGCUCUCGAGUGCCUUGUUUAUCUACAAGUUCAAGAGUACAAGAAUUUAACUUGCACAACGACUUUCAAUCGGGUUUUCGUAAGGGUCAUAGCACGACAACAGCGCUUAUUAAGAUUACGGAUGAUAUUAG